CUCAGCCCAGUAAUAUUGACAAUAGGGUGAAAAGAGAUUGUCCCAAAUUAAACACAUUCUGAAGAAAAUAACCUGAAACCCCAGUGGUCUGCUGCAAGUUGGUGAUACCAUCAACAAUCAGGGAAUGUGAUUCAUUUCGGUGCAUCUCGUUACACAUCCGUAUUUCGUUAUUAAUGGGACACGGAGGAUUAUUUCGUUAGAAGGUAAAAGGUACUUGUGGGUUUGGCUGUUCAAAAAGGCCAAGAUAGCCUUUUCUGCUGGUGUAGCCGCUGCUGGAAGAGGCCAAUUGCACGGGAUUGGAAAUAUCUUUGUGGAAAUAACUGAUUUGAACGGAUCUCCUUUCGUCAACAUCUUCGUCACCCAAAAUACAGAGGAUCAAGGGCUAUGUCCUCGGCGGCCAGCAUACCUCCCUCGGUGGACAAAGUGGACGGCUUUUCUCGGAAGUCGGUCAGGAAGGCGCGACAGAAGCGCUCCCAGAGUUCCUCUCAGUUCCGCUCUCAGGGCAAACCCAUCGAGCUCACCCCUCUCCCUCUGCUUAAAGAUGUCCCAGCAGCAGAGCAGCCGGAGCUGUUCCUGAAGAAGUUGCAGCAGUGUUGCACCGUGUUUGACUUCAUGGACACGCUGUCGGACCUGAAGAUGAAGGAGUACAAGCGCUCCACCCUCAAUGAGCUGGUGGACUACGUCACCGUCAGCCGGGGCUACCUCACCGAGCAGGCCUACCCAGAGGUGGUCAAGAUGGUGUCCUAUAACAUAUUCCGAACGCUCCCGCCCAGCGACAGCAACGAGUUUGAUCCUGAGGAGGACGAACCCACACUGGAGGCCUCAUGGCCACACUUACAGCUGGUGUAUGAGUUCUUCAUUCGGUUCCUGGAGAGCCAGGAGUUCCAGCCCAGCAUUGCCAAAAAGUACAUAGACCAGAAAUUUGUUUUACAGCUGCUGGAGCUGUUUGACAGUGAGGACCCAAGGGAGAGGGACUACCUGAAGACAGUCUUACACAGAAUCUACGGAAAAUUCCUGGGGCUGAGGGCUUUUAUACGAAAACAGAUCAAUAAUAUUUUUCUACGUUUUGUUUAUGAAACUGAGCACUUCAAUGGGGUAGCUGAGUUGUUGGAGAUCUUGGGAAGCAUAAUCAAUGGCUUCGCUUUGCCGCUCAAAGCAGAGCACAAACAGUUCCUGGUCAAAGUGUUGAUUCCCCUUCACACAGCCAGGAGUCUCUCUCUCUUCCAUGCACAGCUGGCGUAUUGUAUUGUACAGUUCCUAGAGAAAGACCCAACACUAACAGAACCAGUUAUCAGAGGCCUGCUGAGAUUCUGGCCAAAAACCUGCAGUCAAAAAGAGGUGAUGUUUCUGGGGGAGCUGGAGGAGAUCCUAGACGUGAUCGAGCCCACGCAGUUUGUCAAAAUCCAGGAGCCUCUCUUCAAGCAGAUCUCCAGAUGUGUGUCCAGCCCCCACUUCCAGGUAGCAGAGCGAGCGCUAUACUACUGGAAUAACGAGUACAUCAUGAGUCUGAUCGAGGAGAACUCUAGCGUCAUUCUUCCCAUCAUGUUCGCCAGCCUUUACCGGAUCUCAAAAGAGCACUGGAACCCGGCGAUUGUAGCUUUAGUCUACAACGUAUUGAAAGCCUUCAUGGAGAUGAACAGCGCUUUGUUUGAUGAACUCACAGCCACCUACAAGUCAGACCGCCAGAAGGAGAAGAAGAAAGAGAAGGAGCGUGAGGAGUUGUGGAAGAAGCUGGAGGAUUUGGAGUUGAAGCGAGGCCUGCGUAGCGACGGGAUCAUUCCCACUUAACGACGCGCCACCGGACCCCCCCCUGCCCACCCCCCCCACCUCUCCCCCUCCUCCCCUCGCCACUCUCGGCUCCGCCCACUGCUGCGGAAGGUUCCGGGAGUGUUGCGUCGUCUCCUCCGUUCCGUUCUGUAUGGUGCGACUUACUUUACCGUAGAUUCCCAACGUCUGUUUCUUUAUUUCAACAGCACUGUAAAUAACUUUAUUUUUCUCUUUUAUUUUUUUUUUCCCUUUAAAAAAAAUGAUAUUACGCUGAAAAGAAAAAGAAAAUAAGUAAAAACGGAAGAGAAACGUAGAAAAAAAAGCUGUAAAGGAGAGAGGGACUUGAGACACACGAUAGGACUCCAAUUGAACUGCUCUGGGGGAAAUCACGAAUCCACAAACGACAACAAACAACAACAAACACCAAAACAGGAAGCCAGACGGGAGCCCCGCCCCCAUCCCCUAGGACUCCACCCCCUCUCCUCCCUCCUCACUGAUGCCCUGCGCCCCAGGGUCCUGCCUGUGUGUGUGUGUGUGUGUGUGUGGCCCUGUAAGGUCCUGCCUGUGUGUGUGUGUGUGUGUGUGUGUGUCUGUCUGUCCAUGGGGCUCUGUAGUGUGUGUGUGUGUGUGUGUGUGUGUGGCCCUGUAGGGUCCUCUGUGUGUGUGUGUGUGUGUGUGUGUGUGUGUGUGUGUGUGUGUGUGUGUGGCGCCCUGUAGGGUCCUGUGUGUGUGUGUGUGUGUCUGUUUGUCUGUCUGCCCAUGGGGCCUUGUAGGGUUUCUGUGUGUGUGUGUGUGUGUGUGUGUGUGUGUGAGGGGUCCUACAGGGCUUUCUCUGUGUUUAUGUAUGUAUGUUUGAAGGCCCUGUUUGUGCGUGCAUGGGUGGGCUGCCUUUGUGAAUGUGUGUGUGUGUGUGGUGUGGUGCCCUGGCGUGAGUGUGGACCCUGAGGGCCGGGUUGCCUGGUGAGAGGCGCUCCGCCCCGGACGAGGAGGUCUCCUCCCACUGAAGAAGCCUGCUGUGCUCCAGGGCGCCACCCUGUGGCCACGCACAGCACUGAUGAAUUGACAGGACAUGAAAUCACACCUCUUAUGGCCCUCCUAGUAUUCGAAAAGGCUUAAAAAAACCUGGAGUACAUGAACAACCAGGUGUACACACACACACACACACACUGUGAGCAUUUUAGUUUUCCCAGGUUGUGUAUGUGGCCUGUGUGUGUUCAUUUUAUGUUUAAUGGUUUCUGUUGACCUGGACUUCAUGGUCACUGUGAGGACUCUGAUUGGUUGAGUGCUUUUGACUUCAGUUGCGGAGCGAAUCACAGAGCAGCCCUUCAGCCUGACCCCGCCCUGCAGUGUCCCCACGGCAACAACACCCGCAACCACACCGCAUGCAACCAGGCAUGCUGGUGGGGAAAACAGCAACACACAAACACACACACACACCGACCUACACCCAGACAUAGUCAACAGACUGUGUGUGUGUGUGUGUGUGUGUGUUCCUUACAGUGUUAAAUACCAGACUAUUGUAAUGCAGUCCAUUGCUAUUUUCCAUCCUGUAGAGCCUUUAGCAUUUAGCCUACAUAGACGCUGGGAGACACACACACACACACACACACACUCUGACUGGGAUUAUGAAACAAGGCCUCCUGCGGUCCAAGGCGACUGCUCUCCCUGUUCUCAGUUCUUUUCCUUUGGUUGUUUUUGUUUUUUAUUUUUAAUUUUUGAUGAAGUUCCUUUAGCCUAUUAGUUUUCUUUAGUUCCAGCGUUAGGGGGAGGGGGGUGUAGGGGGAAGAGGGGGAUUGUGGGAUGGAUUGUGGAGGACUGGGCACCCUGGUCAGAUCACACUUCCUGUUCUGAUCUCACUUCCUGUUCUCUGCAUUGAGACUCUGCUACAGAAAGGCCCAAAUCAGAUCUGAGAAUAGAUGAGAAAAAAGGGUUGGAAAAAUACAAAUGUUUAAUUAUUUUAAAAAAAUAAAGAGAUAUUAAAUUAAACCUGUUUUGUGAUAAA
Messenger RNA from Sardina pilchardus (European sardine), 3769 nucleotides. It is a transcript of the gene ppp2r5eb, whose product is annotated as protein phosphatase 2, regulatory subunit B', epsilon isoform b. Bases 385 to 1788 code for a protein of 467 amino acids. Gene Ontology annotation, biological process: signal transduction; protein dephosphorylation. Gene Ontology annotation, molecular function: protein phosphatase activator activity. The transcript has 14 exons. The record is from RefSeq and is a predicted model, not a curated record. NCBI's taxonomy places the organism in Eukaryota, Metazoa, Chordata, Actinopteri, Clupeiformes, Clupeidae. Gene Ontology annotation, cellular component: nucleus; protein phosphatase type 2A complex; cytosol.